AGCUGGAGAAGAAAAAACAAACAUAAACAUGGAAACCAUGAAGCUGUCUCCAGUUUAAAUCGCAGGUUGAUGUUCUGAGGCGUCGUUCACACUGAUUAUGACUGAGCAGAGUGAGAGCUCUUACUUCUCCCUCCUAUCUGUGCAGUCAGAUAAAGGCUGCAGCAUCAGUUGCUGCUGCCUCACUCAGCUCAUUCUGCCGGACCCCCGAACAGCUGCUGCUGGACCAACAACAGCCCAUCAGACCUCCAUCAGACCUCCAUCAGACCUCCAUCAGACCUCCAUCAGACCUCCAUCAGACCUCCAUCAGACACCCGCCUGUGCGCUCCGGCAGGCCGCAGGUGAACGGCUCCAGUGCGGCUGAGCGGCUCGGAGAUGCCGGUGCAGAUCCCGGACGACUCGGACUUCUCCUCGUUCAAAGAUCAGUGUCUGAGCGCGGACGGAUGGACGAGCCGCUACAACAAGGGAGGAGUGACGGUGUGGUGCCGAGACCAGGAGAGCAGCACGGUGCAGAAACUCAAGAUGAGGAUAGUGUGUAAAGACGUGAUGGCAGAGACGCUGUAUGACGUCCUCCAUGACACCAGCUACAGGAAGAAGUGGGACACCAACAUGAUCGACACGUACGACAUCGGCAGGCUGACCGUCAACGCAGACGUCGGAUAUUACUCCUGGAAAUGUCCAAGUCCUCUGAAGAACCGGGACUUUGUGACAAUGAGGUCAUGGCUUCCACUCGGCAACGACUUCCUGAUCAUCAACUACUCCGUCAAACAUCCGCAACAUCCUCCAAAGAAGGACUACGUUCGAGCCGUGUCUCUGCUCACUGGAUAUCUGAUCCAGUCCAAUGGCGCCGCCGGCUCCACCCUCUACUAUCUGACUCAGGUGGACCCUCGAGGUUCUUUACCAAAGUGGGUGGUGAACAGAGUCUCUCAGUUUGUGGCUCCAAAGGCCAUGAGGAAGAUCUACAAGGCGUCCCUGAAGUACCCGGAGUGGAAGCGGAAACACAACCCUUCCUUGAAGCCGUGGAUGUUUCCGGAGCAGAACACGCUGCCAUGCAUCAGCGUGUCGGAGCUGACACUGCAGCGCGCCGACUCCCUGGAGAACAUCGACGAGAGCAGCGUGAGCGAGGAGAAGACCAACCACAGCGACGACGAGGAGACCUAGAGCGUCUCUGGUUCCUCUGUCGGUUUGCUUGAUCAGAUGGACUGAAGCUGGAAACUGGAAACAUGCCUGAAUGUCUACAGCCACUCCUGUUCUGUUCUGUUUCUGUUAUUGGUUCUCGUUCUGUUUCUGCUUCUGUCUGCAGCCACUCAGGUUCUCUUCAGGAAUGUAGAAACUCUGGUUGCUGUUCUUGAUGCUAACUUCUCUCCUGCUGUGGAAUCCACCAUCAUGGAGGAUCCUCCAGCCAGCUUACUCAAAGUCUCAGAUUCUGUACAGUUCACUUAUUUGUUAUUUGGAACCCAAAACUAAGUUCUGUUAAAUAUUUUGGCUGAAUUUUGAGAAUUUCAUUUUUUUCAGGCUUGCGUUAUUUUUAAUGAUGUCAAACAAAAAGAAAAACAAACAGAACAUGAAGCCAUUUUUAAGGUUCUCCAGAAAUAACUCACACAGCCAUGAAACCUGGUGAGAACCCAGACAGAAUAGCUUCCAGCAGAUCCAGGUGAUUAAAUGGCUCAGCAGAGGACACAUUUUAAGUGGUUGCUACUUGACUAUGGAAGAAGUGCCAAAUUAUCAAAUGACAUUGGUAUUUGGGCCCCAGAAAGUUCCUGUAAGUGUGUAUAUAUGGAAGUAUCUCUGUUUCCUACUAAAACUACAGUCUUUGGUUGACAUUUCACCAAAUUCUGAUGCUCUAACAUCAGUAGAAUUUGAUAUAUGGCAAAUAUGGUCAACCAAACUUCAAUCAUUUUUUAUUAUUUUGACAAAAAUGGUGAUGUAGGAGACAACAACUGGUGUUUAUAUGUUGUUGUGAUUAUAUGUACGUUACAAGCUGCUUCCAUGAUGUCUUCAUGUUGAAAUUAAACGUGAUUCUUCAAAAAGCCUAAUCAGUUGGUGAAAUGUCACCCACAGACUCUAUUUUUAGUAGGAAAUAAUAAUGCAUCCAUAUAUAUACACUUACAGGAACUUUCCGGGGUCACAAUACCACCUUUUGUUUGAAAAUGUAGCACUUUUUUCCAGCUUCAACAGCCAAUAAUGAAAAUUGUGUCCUCUGCUGGAGCUGCUUAUCUGCUGUCUGUGUCCUCACCAAGUGUCAUGGCUGUGGAAAUUUUAUUUCUGAAAAUAUUGAACCCUUAACAUGACUUCCCAGGCAGCUACACUGCUGUCUCCCACAGCUGAUCCAGUUUAUUAAAUGCAGCUCGAGUAGACGAGGUUUCGGAGACGCAGCUGUGUCCGACUGCCACAUCUUUUAUCUAGUGAUCCAAAUGACGGGUGAAAUACCUGCAGUGGCUUUCUCAUUCGGCAGCUUCAUGUCCUCGCUUCUAAGACACCAGGAGUCAUUUUAACAUGAUGAAAGCACUGAAAACGUAUACUCUACCAGGUGUUUCCAGGUGUUCUGAAGACGCCUCUGCUCAGGCAAAUUAGCAAGCUGUCACCUCUGCACAACGAUCAGGACUACAUUCUGCUUCUUAAAUGGUGUUGCAAGAAGAAACAGUCAUUUUCCUUAUUGAUUUAUUAUUAAUCAAGUGGAAUCGAUUGAAUUCAUUGAUCCUCAGAAUAGCUGCUGAAUAAUUUUCUGACAAUCUCAUCAAACUAACUGAUUAAUGGGCUGCAGCCCAUUAAUCAGUAGAGGAAAUGUCAGAACAAGCUGUGUCAUGAAAACAAAGCUGCAGCGGGUAAUGAAUUGUCAGCUAUUAAAUUAAUCACCAAUUAAUCUGAUAAGGGAUUAAUCAGUUUAUUUUUAAAUUUAAAAUCUGUCUAAAUUCUGCGACUUCAGAUUCUUCAGUGUCAGUAUUUUCUGGUUUCCUUUCUUCUGUAUGACUCUAAACAGCAUCUCUGGGUUGUGGACAGAAGGUGGUUUUAACUGUCUUUUUAAUGUUGAAAUGAGGUCACCAUUGUGUUACAUGUGGAUGCUUGACACACUGUCUUAAGCUUCAUCAUCAUCCUGGUUUGGACAAAAAAAUAUUGUUUGAUUUGUUCGACCUGAGCAAUAAAACCACAUUAAAUCAGG
Molecule: messenger RNA, 3157 nt
Organism: Amphiprion ocellaris (clown anemonefish)
Lineage: Eukaryota; Metazoa; Chordata; Actinopteri; Pomacentridae
Gene: stard15
Product: StAR-related lipid transfer (START) domain containing 15
Exons: 7
Coding region: 373-1158 (261 amino acids)
Molecular function (GO): lipid binding
Source: RefSeq, a predicted model, not a curated record